Messenger RNA from Phyllostomus hastatus (greater spear-nosed bat), 2239 nucleotides. It is a transcript of the gene CCDC25, whose product is annotated as coiled-coil domain containing 25. NCBI's taxonomy places the organism in Eukaryota, Metazoa, Chordata, Mammalia, Chiroptera, Phyllostomidae. The record is from RefSeq and is a predicted model, not a curated record. The coding region runs from base 97 to 723 and encodes 208 amino acids. The transcript has 9 exons.
CUCCAGGAAACUGGCGGCCUCCGCGUCUGGUCUCCUGCUCUCCGAGAGUUGGGCGCUGCUGCUCCACGCUGGGGUCGCUGCGCCGUCGCCGGGAUCAUGGUGUUCUACUUCACCAGCAGCAGCGUUAACUCAUCUGCUUACACUAUUUACAUGGGAAAGGAUAAAUAUGAAAAUGAGGAUCUAAUAAAGUAUGGCUGGCCUGAAGAUAUUUGGUUUCAUGUGGACAAAAUCUCUUCGGCUCAUGUAUACCUUCGAUUACAUAAGGGGGAGAAGAUAGAAGACAUUCCAAAGGAAGUAUUAAUGGAUUGUGCCCAUCUUGUGAAGGCCAAUAGCAUUCAAGGCUGCAAGAUGAACAACGUUAGCGUGGUGUAUACACCGUGGUCUAACCUGAAGAAGACGGCUGACAUGGACGUGGGGCAGAUAGGCUUUCACAGGCAGAAGGAUGUAAAAAUUGUGACAGUGGAGAAGAAAGUGAAUGAGAUCUUGAACCGAUUAGAAAAGACUAAAACAGAGCGGUUCCCAGACCUAGCAGCAGAGAAGGAAUGCAGAGACCGCGAGGAGAGGAAUGAGAAAAAGGCCCAAAUUCAGGAAAUGAAGAGGAGGGAAAAGGAAGAGAUGAAGAAGAAGAGGGAAAUGGAUGAACUUAGGAGCUAUUCUUCACUAAUGAAAGCUGAGAAUAUGUCUUCAAAUCAGGACGGCAACGAUUCAGAUGAAUUCAUGUGAAUGGAGAAAAGGACUUUGCAAAGAUGUGAAUUUAGGGACGUUUUGAUUUCAUCCGUGUUCUGAGUUAUAAAAAACAACCAACCAAAAUUCUACCUUCAGUCUACACAAAUAUCAACUUGGGAUUUUCUUUUAAUUGUUCCGCUUUUUGCUGACAGAAAGGAUCAGAUACCUAUGUAUCAAAUACAGUUGGACUUGAAGACAGCAUGUAACACUAGGAAAGUGAAAAUAUAUGUGCCAGAACAUGUCUUGUUAGCUCACAGAAGUUGGCUGUCCUUGUUCUUGGGAUAGGCUUUAGAACAAACCAGCUCGGAAAAGCAUUUCUGGUAUGUGGUCUGCCUCUGAAAACAGAUGUCUUGAAAAGCUUUUUAUAUUCUUAAAAUAGCUUCACUUCUGUGAAGAAGGUGUUGGUGAGCAAUAUAUAGGAAUGUUCCUUCCACCCUUGAUUUCCUGAUUAGAAAAAGAAGCAUGCGGGUUCUGAGGAUGGUGACAAUGCGUCCAGAAGAUGGCUGGCCCCAUCGUCCACGUUCCGCUGUGUUGUCUGAUGCCACGGACAGAGUUGUCCUUGCCUCUGAGCUCACCUUAGCUUCUGCAUUCGACACCCGCACUGUCCCUGAGCGAUGCCUCCACCGAGGCACUGUCAGACUUAGAGGAGCAGUUGGUGUUAGUCAAGGGCGGGGCUUGAGGCAGUCUUUGCCUGGCUGAGCACCAGUGACUCUGCUCCGCCCCCCCCACGCCCCUCCCCCCACGCCCCGCCCGGGACUGCAACGUCCAGGCCCUGGAGUGGUUUCUCAGCACUGAGGGGAGAAGCAGGGAGGGAUGCUCCGUGAGCCAUUGUGAGGACGUAGGCUACCUGAUUUUUGUCUUGGAACGUAGCAUAAAGCGAAAGUCCAGGUCGUAAUUACGAUUUUAAGAAAAUUAAGCAUUUCCUUAGCCAGCCAAAUGUUUAUUUACCUCGAAAUAAUAUUUAUUUCGAGUUGUAACCCCAGAGUUCAGAUUUAUCAAUUGUAGGCUCAGUGACUUAAUAUAUAACUGUGCAUACUCAUUCAAACUACCUGCUCUCUGGUGUGAUUCUGACUAGAAGAUACAUUUUUAUUGAAACUGUAAGGCAACCCCUGUAGAGAAAAACAAAGCUACACAAUUAAAGGGAAAGAGGUCACAGCCCACAGGUCAGGAGGCACGUGGAGUCACCCUUGAACCACACCCAGAGUUGUGCACGCAUCCUUCCGGUUGCGUCAGAAUGAGUUCUGACCCGGCAACAAUGGCCCCCAACAAAUCGUCUGUCUGUAAUAGCACUUCGGGACAAUGGCUGAAACCAAAAGACUUCCACGUUUCUUUUUAUUUCAAGUUGGUGUAUGGGGUUGAACUGGAAACUUUCCCUGAGGUAUAGGCCAAAUUUUGAGACAGUGUGGUAGACAACUCCAGAAAUUAAUAAUUGUGUGUGUGUCUCUCUAAUGAUAUUUAGCCCAGAGUUCUGUGAUUUAAAAAUAUAAUAAAGACUUUUUUAUUUGGAAGGACA